Messenger RNA from Bipolaris zeicola 26-R-13, 1551 nucleotides. RefSeq lists its product as uncharacterized. The coding region runs from base 1 to 1551 and encodes 516 amino acids. The record is from RefSeq and is a predicted model, not a curated record. The transcript is spliced from 2 exons. NCBI's taxonomy places the organism in Eukaryota, Fungi, Ascomycota, Dothideomycetes, Pleosporales, Pleosporaceae.
AUGGCAUCACAAGCUACGGAGACGACUCCCUUGGUGUCGUCAAUGUCGAGCUCAAGUCGAGCAACACCCCAUAAACCUCAGCGCACCGUCACUUUCAACCCGACCGUUCUAUCCACCAGCCCCAAACCCUCCUCGCCUCGCUCGUUAUCCCACGGCGCGUCCUCUUCGGGUCAUGCUGCCACGACCCAAGGCGGGCAGCCAAUGCUGUCGACCUUGAACAGCAAGCUACGGAGGAGAAACAGUUCAGGCGCUCCUGCUCGGAUACCUCCCGCGCCGGUGCCCAAGAUUGGUCCGCAAAGAACGACGAGGACUGCCCAGAAACUGAAGCUCCUCCCCGAUCCGGCUGCCGAUGAGGCCGAAGACGAGGAGAGUGGACGCGACGUAUAUGUGCAAUACACGCGCAUCAAAGACCCCACCGCAAGAAGAGAUGCUGCCAGGCUUGGAAAAGCAGACAGAGAACGGUUACCCAGAGUGACGGCAUAUUGCACUGCUGCUUCCUACAAACUUGACGAGAUGAUGCGAUUUCUGAAGGGAAAGCAGAAGACAAGAGGCGCUUUGCCCAAGCGUUUUGAUGAGUGCAUAUACUCGCCAUACAGCUACGGUUCAACGAAGGGUCCAGAGGAGAUUAGUAGUACUGCCGUAUUGGGCGACUAUCCAGAGGAAAGACCAAGGAGAUUCUCAGACAGCGCGAUUGAAGUAGAACACGAGAAUGAGCGGAGAAGACAGGACAUUAUCGACUUACAUGAUGGCGGUGAUGCGCCCGAUAUUACCAACGAGCAAGCCGUGAGCCAGAGACGUCCUUCCAUCACCCAUGCCGAUUCCGACCCCCCAAUGGACACACCUGACUUCGAUACACGCGUACAUACACCAGAAGUCUUUCUUUUCGAAUACGGAACUGUUGUAUUAUGGGGCAUGACGCUCCAAGAAGAGAAGAAAUUCCUCAAGGAGAUUGCAAAGUUCGAGGUGGACAAGCUCGGCAAGGAUGAGAUUGAGACGGAAGAAUUCAAUUUCUACUACACACGCGAAUACCAGGCCCGGAUAUACAACGAUUUCAUCAGUCUGCGCGACAAGAAAAACUACAUGAUCAAGCUCGCCAUCAGUCACGGACUGUCUCAGAGUGUUAAGACGUCGCUAUUCGAAGACCUAGUGGACAACACGAUUGACGAAACCAAGGACAUUCCAGCCGAGAUUGCGAGCUCGGGAAAGAUCAAUCUCAACAAGAAACAGAUCAACAUGCAGAUAGGAGAGCUGUUCAUCCUCCGCAUUAGUAUACAUUUGCAAGGAUCUGUUCUCGAUGCGCCGGAGCUGAUGUGGGCAGAGCCACAACUGGACCCGGUCUACCAGGCGGUGAGAAGCUAUUUGGAAAUGGAUCAGCGUGUUAGUCUCUUGACCGAAAGGUUGAACGUCAUUGGUGAUCUGCUUGCUGUGCUGAAGGAUCAGCUGACUGUAACACAUGGUGAACUACUCGAGUGGAUUGUAAUUAUUCUGAUUUUCGCAGAAGUUCUCGUUGCCGCUAUCAACAUUUUUGUUGACCUGCACGCUGCAGAUUAG